Molecule: messenger RNA, 603 nt
Organism: Protopolystoma xenopodis
Lineage: Eukaryota; Metazoa; Platyhelminthes; Monogenea; Polystomatidea; Polystomatidae
Source: the annotation of a GenBank genome assembly
CUUCUAUUUAGCCUGGCUGCGCCAUUUAAUAAAUCGCCAUGGGAGGGCUGCCAAACCACGCUGUUUUGCUGUCUGGCGCACAAUCUUAUCUCGGGCGGCUAUUACUCCGAUUGCAGACUCAUAGAGCCUGGCGCCCUUGCGCACGAUGCUGAUUUAGGUCGGCAACUAUGGACAUGCACGGAAAAGCUAAUAAGCCGGGCCUCUGGUUCUCACUCGAUUGGUCAAACCAGUGCUGCUGCCGGAGAUGACUCGAAGCCCUCAGCGCCUGCAGAACGUGUACCAGCUCACGCGCCAGCAACAGUACCUGCUCAAUCGCCAGCAGUAAUACCAACUCAAUUGCCGGCAGCAAUACCAGCUCAAUUGCCGGCAGCAAUACCAGCUAAAUUGCCGGCAGCAAUACCAGCUCAAUCGCCAGCAGUCGUACCAGUUCCGAUACCACAGGUAGUGGCGGCUUCGGAUCCAUCGUCGACUCCUGCCACAUCUCUGGCUCCAAAGCCCCCACCAGUCCCUUCUCCAGCUCCACUUCGGGCGCCCACGCCUAUGUCUAUGGUGGCAGAUGCUUCACGAUCCACAGACAAGCCUAACACGUCGGCCAGCCAGUAA